AUGCAAGGUAAACAAGAGUUGAGUACUGGAAUUUAUGAUGCAGAAAAUGCUAAGAAAGAGCUUGCACGUGCAAUUAUUUUGCAUGAAUAUCCGCUUUCAAUAGUGGAUCAUAUUCGUUUUAGAAGAUACUCAGCUUCUCUCCAACCAUUAUUUCAAGUUCCUUGUAGAAAUAGUAUAAAAAAGGAGAUACUCAAAGUUUACAAUUUGGAGAGAUCAUUAACUUUGAAGUUGUUAGAAAAUCUUGAAGGAAGAGCGAUCAUUACUUCUGACCUUUGGACCUCGAGCAAUCAAAAAAAGAUAUAUAUGACUGUCACUGCUCGUUACAUUGAUGGAAACUGGAAUUUACAGAGUCACAUUUUGAGGUUUAUUUAUGUUCAUGCACCUCAUACUAGUGAAAAACUUUGUGGAACAUUAGUUGAAUGUUUGAUGGAUUGGAACAUUGAUACAAAAUUGUCUACUAUCACUUUGGACAAUUGUAGCAAAAAUGAUGCGAUGAUUGAAAAAAUUAAGGCUAAGUUGAAACUUCGAGAUAGUGUUGCAUUUUGGACUGCAACACCUAAAAGAAAAGGAGAUAGUGUCUCCAUCUUUCAAGGCUAG
Lathyrus sativus (Indian pea) is the source of this 597-nucleotide messenger RNA. The record is from the annotation of a GenBank genome assembly. Lineage: Eukaryota; Viridiplantae; Streptophyta; Magnoliopsida; Fabales; Fabaceae.